AUGAGCUGGAGUUUGCUGCAAGAUGUUUUGAGUGGGGUGAAUCAGUACUCCACGGUAGUUGGAAGAAUUUGGCUGAGUGUUGUAUUCAUAUUCCGGGUCCUAGUCUACGUAGUGGCAGCAGAACGAGUCUGGAGUGACGAUCAGAAGGACUUCAUCUGCAACACAGAGCAACCCGGCUGUGAGAAUGUGUGUUUUGACUAUUUCUUCCCCGUGUCACAUGCAAGGCUGUGGGCUCUGCAACUGAUCAUGGUUUCUACCCCUUCCCUUAUGGUUGUCAUGCAUGUGGGUUACAGAGAGCGCCGGGAAAAGAAGCUCCAUAAGAAACUGUACAAAAACAAAGGGGACUUAGGCGGGGGUCUCUGGUGGACUUAUUUCUUUAGCCUGGUGUUCAAGACCAUUGUUGAGAUUGGCUCCUUGUUAAUUUUUCACUGGAUGUUUCACGGUUUCUCGGUCCCCCGCCUUUUGAAAUGUGAGGUUGCACCCUGCCCCAACACAGUGGAUUGUUUUGUCGGUCGGCCAACGGAGAAGACGAUCUUCCUGUACUGCAUGGCUGUCUCCUCUUCGCUGUGCGUCCUGCUGAAUGUCUGUGAGAUGAGUUACUUGGUGGUCAAGCACUUCAAGGAUACCUGGGAGAGGAGGUCUUGCAAGAAAGAACCCAGGCUCAAUUGCAAAUCUGCAAGUUACACUUCCUUCAGAGGGCAUUAAGAAUCACCUAUAUGAUGCAAGGUUGGUCGCAAAAUAGGCCAUUUCAACAUUAGUCAUCUCCUUGAGAUUUUACUUCAGUCUGGAGUACAGUACUUCAUGGUCGCUCAUCUGAGGUAAAAGUCAACAAAUGAACAGGCUUGAAUUAUUCACAAUCUACCAU
Molecule: messenger RNA, 865 nt
Organism: Mobula hypostoma (lesser devil ray)
Lineage: Eukaryota; Metazoa; Chordata; Chondrichthyes; Myliobatiformes; Myliobatidae
Gene: gjb7
Product: gap junction protein beta 7
Exons: 2
Coding region: 1-705 (234 amino acids)
Biological process (GO): cell-cell signaling
Cellular component (GO): connexin complex
Molecular function (GO): gap junction channel activity
Source: RefSeq, a predicted model, not a curated record